Messenger RNA from Clavispora lusitaniae ATCC 42720, 1362 nucleotides. The record is from RefSeq and is a predicted model, not a curated record. Lineage: Eukaryota; Fungi; Ascomycota; Pichiomycetes; Serinales; Metschnikowiaceae.
AUGAUUCAGAGUAGUUCCACAAUGGCUAAUGAAAAGGAGAAUUAUAGUGCUUUCAGCUCUAAGCAGAAAUUGUUAAUAGUGCUUCUCACCACAUUUACUGGGUUUUUAGGGCCUAUUUCAGGAAACAUCUAUAUUCCGCUCAUAAAACUUACUGCUGAAAAGUUCCAUACUUCAAUCAAAGUAAUCAACGGUACAGUUUCAGUUUUUAUGGCUGUUUUUGCCAUCGCUCCCUUGGUAUGGUCACUCUUGGCAGACUCCACAGGAAGAAAGCCUAUCCUCAACAUAGCCCUCUGUAUCUUUGUGAUUGCGAAUAUAUUAUUGGCAUUAAUACCCGCGAAUGUUUGGUCUCUAUACUUAUUGAGGAUUCUUCAAGCAGUAGGGGCUUCCACGAUGGCCGUCGGUAUUGGAUGUAUUGCAGAUAUUUCUGAACCAAAAAGAAGAGCAACCUUCAUUUCAUACUAUAUGAUAGGGCCUCAAUUAGGACCUAUUCUUGGUCCAAUUGUGGGAAUAUUAGGAGCUAAAACAAAUUGGAGGUGGAAUUUUGGAUUAUUGGCCAUCUUGGGACUCGUUUCCUUUACGCUUAAUGUUUGUUUUUUGCCAGAGACCCUACGCUCACUAGUAGGAAAUGGGUCAGUGGUAUCAGAAUCACUUUUUCAAGGGAAUUUUGUAAGGUCAAAUGAGAUAAUCGAAUCAAAGUAUCCCAAACAAAGAAAAGAUAUAAGAAACUAUUACAAAGCCCUCUGUCAGUUACCUGUCCUUUUAUGUUCAUUGAGCGGGGGUAUUGUCUUUGCUGCAUUUUAUGCCAUGAUUCUCAGCUUUUCCAAAGCACUUUCAACAGACUACGGCUAUUCAGACAUAGAUGUGUGCAUCUGCUUCCUCUGCCCAGGUUUUGCCUUAGUAUCAGGCUCCAUUAUCACCGGAAGAGUAUCUGACUACCUACGAAGUAACUCAGGAGGUAACAAUGGCCCAGAGAAGAGAUUUUUUAUUCAGUUAAUCGGGCAACUAGUAUUUCUAGCAGCUUUAUUUUCUUACGCUUGGUUAAUCUCUUCUCAUGUUCCAGUUGGGUAUCUUUUUAUUUCUGUGUUCUUUGGAGCUUUUAGCAUGUCUGCUGUUCUCAUUACUAAUACGACUUACCUAUCUGAGUUUUCCAAGGCUCAACUGGCAACUUUUGUUUCAAUCGGAAAUUUUUUCAGAAAUGUCGGUGCAACGAUCUCCUCAGCUUCUGUGGAGCCUUUAACGAAAGUAAUUGGUUAUGGCUGGUGCAUUAGCAUAUUUUCGUUUUCUGUGAUCCCUAGUAUUUUAUGUACCAUCCUUAUUAUCUCGUUUGGAAAGCGUUGGAGAAAGCAAGCUUGUAAUGAAUAA